This is a messenger RNA of Prorocentrum cordatum, 378 nucleotides long. NCBI's taxonomy places the organism in Eukaryota, Dinophyceae, Prorocentrales, Prorocentraceae. The record is from the annotation of a GenBank genome assembly.
AUGGCAGCGACGAUGGAGUAUGCUGCAGCCCAGGGACUGGUUGACGAGGAGGUGCUCGCCCCGACCAGCUCGGUUUGCUCGCUCGCAUCGGCGGGCUCGCGGCUGUCCGUGUCGAGCGUGAAGCGCCACGAGAGCAGGGGCAAGGAGAGGCGCCUGUCGUGGGAGGGGAAGGUCGGCGGCAAGGACGUCAAGGUGAGGACGAAGACCUUCAAGAUGCUGGACGACCCGACUGAUGAGGAGCUUAUCGUGCAGUUGAGACUGCUGCAUCGGUGGUUCCCUCUGAUGGUGGAUCUAGACGACGGCUUCGACAUCGAUCUCAACAGCCUCGAGGGCGAGGUGGAGUUCGAUACGAUUGAGAAAGUCUUGCGCCCUCGUUAG